AGUUGCGUCAAAAUGGCAUCCAACCUCUUUUCAGAUGAAACAUAUGAGGAGAAAAUGGAACGCGUAGAGGAAAACGAGAAACAAGUCAUUAUUUUGACGCAGUUACCAGAGGAAAUAAUUGAGAAAAUUCUAACCUCGCUGUCUUACAACGAUUUGGCAGAAAUACGCGGCGUUUGCCAGAUUUUCAACAAAUGUUGUGAGCAACUCUUGAACUCUGGAUUCUCAAAGAUAGACAAACUUCAUGCUCAGAUACAGAAGCAGGUGAAAAGUCAGCUACCAAGGCGAGAAUCAGAAAGGCGGAAUCAUCCUUUAGCUCGACAUGUUGACAUUUUGUCUGCCAUUGAAACACGGUUAUCUCUACUUGGAAUGACUUAUAUGAGAUACAUUGACAUGGGUCUUUGUUGUUUCAUUCCUGGCAAGGUUCUUGAUGAAUUGCUGAGAAUUCUAAACACAUUGAAAUACCCUCAACAACCCCCUAGAGCCCAUGAAUUUUUACAAGAACUUAGAGACAUUUCUUCAAUGGCCAUGGAGCAUUUUGAGGAAAAAAUUGCUCCAUCACUUAAGACUAAAAUGCCUGCUGUCACACUUCCAUAUCCAUUUUCUGAUUGUUCAAGCAGAGAACAAAGUCCAGGUCCGUCUGUGAAAGUGGUCACAAUAAAUGAUGCUGGGGCAUUUAGAGGAAACUCUGUGAGGCAUGAACUGUCAAGACUAACAAACCAAGUUAGAGGACUUCAAGCAAAUUUACAACAACAGAGAAAAGAGCUCACAGACACCAAAGUUCGCAGUGUGGAACAGCGCAAAAAAGUGGUGGAGUUGGAGAGGAAGUUACAGAUCCAGGGCAAAACUGUACUGGAACACGAGCAGAAGCUGCACAGUCAGCAUGCGCUGAUAUCGGAACAGAGCCAGACAAUUAGUGAUCUGAGCAAAAAGAUUCUGGAAUUCGAUCAGAAGUUUGCGGAUGUGUACUCGGAGCUGACUAGACUUAAAGGUGAUAGUGACAGCUGUUUGAGUUCACAGUCCUCGAAUGCAUCGAUCCUGGCGGCAUGCACUAAUAGCAGUAUUGGUGAACUGGGAUUGGAGAGUAAGGAAAAAAGAGACUCGCUGAAAAGGAGAUCUCUACGGGAUGGAAGUGGUGAAUUGUGUAAGAAACAGAGAAAAUUUUGAAUAGAGUGAGAUAGAUUGAAAAGAGGAUGAAUAUUGUAUACUAGAAUCAAAUUUAUAUAACGUACAUAUAUAUAUUUUUUUUCACCAUAGCGUUUUAUCUGUGGAGUGAAACUUUCUAGUUUUUACUUCUCUAUAAAUUUGACUUAAAUGAACAUUCUGAUGCAGAAUCUGUGUGCAUGAAUGCAUAAUAGACUUUCAGAAAAUCGUUGAUAAAAACUGUGUUAAAGGUUUGUCAUUUCAAUUAGUACAAAUAAAAAUGUCUGUUUAUGAUUUUUUAAAUCUUUAUUUUAAAUGUCAUGUGGUGAUAGAAAAAAAAAAUGUUCACUGUGAUUGCAAUAGGAUAAACAAUGUAUUCUUCAGCAUCAUAGAGUACAGACCUUGAAAACAUUUAAACUGAUUAACCCCACUGCCUGCUGUUUUGUAAUUUGUUGCAAAAGUAAACAUUCGGUAGAUAGAGUGUGUGAAAUGGACUAAUUUUGAAGAUUUCAAAGACAAGAAGAGGCCUGAUGGAAAUUGCCAAAACUUGUACUUAUUCGUGUGUUACUGUGGCAUAGUAUGUGAUAAAUGAAUAAUUUAAAGGGAAGCAUGUUAAGUAAGAAUGAAGCAUUUGUUGUUGUUGAUUUAGAUAUUUUGUUUAUCAAAGUAACUCAUUUAUUUGUUUAUAAGUCUUACACGUACAUUUAUAUGCAAUUGUUCUCAUAUUGUAGUCGUACGUGGUACUGUGGAUUCCUUAUUAAACGUGAGGAAUUAAUACCCUCGUAAAAUUGGCAGAAGCAUUGCAGAUUUUUAAAUCUCGCUUUUAUUGUUCAGCAUUUGUGAUCUAUAUGAAAUUUGAACAAAAAUGUGGCGCACAGGAUUUAAUAUUCUUGCAAUUUAAUAGAAAACGGCUGAAUCAUGGAAUUAAAUACACUGAACUUGCGUAAAAUAAGGAAUCUACAGUAUAAUAUGUGUGUGUGUUUUUUGUUUUUGUAUUAGUCUUGUUGAGCUUCAUUCUUUUUGUUUUGAUAAAUUAUAACUUAGAACAGAAGAAUAGAUAACAGAUGAUCAACCCAACCACUCUAUAGUAUAUACAUGUAUCUUGAUUUACCCUUUCACUAUUGCAAAUUCAUGUACAUGUAUUUGUUGAUGUAGGUUGUUAAAGUACAUGUAGAUCAGUUUAUAUUCUAUUGUCAAUUCAUUUCUCCAUUAUUAAAUACAUUAUGAUAUUAUUUUUCCUAGAAGUAUUAAUGUACACAUUUUUAACAGUAACUUUAGUUCAUUUGAUAUUGAUCAGAAUAAUUUUUUUGGCCCCAGAUAGUGACAUUAUUAAGAUAGUACAUGUGUUUAAAGGCAUGUCACAUGUACAUAGUUUUGGUUGAUUGAUUAAAACAUUACAGAAGCAAUGCAUUUGAAUAUUUAGUAAUGUGUGGACUAAAAAACUUAAUUAAGUAGUUCCCGAUUUUGUGUCUUUUGCAGUUAAUUAUCAAUUGAUUUCUUGCAUUUUAGUUUUUAAGAAUGUAUUUUGUGUACUUGUAUGUUGCCAAAUUGCAAAUGUGAAAUAAAAUUAUUUGAGUUGU
Magallana angulata is the source of this 2720-nucleotide messenger RNA. Its product is annotated as F-box only protein 28-like. NCBI's taxonomy places the organism in Eukaryota, Metazoa, Mollusca, Bivalvia, Ostreida, Ostreidae. Gene Ontology annotation, molecular function: protein binding. The record is from RefSeq and is a predicted model, not a curated record. Bases 13 to 1164 code for a protein of 383 amino acids. The transcript has 4 exons. Gene Ontology annotation, biological process: protein polyubiquitination.